UAUAAAAUUCCGAAAGACCUACUAUUCUUUCUUUUAGUAUUAAGUUCGAGUUUCAAAAUGGAUCACGGAGAAAAACAGCAGCGGAAAACCCACCCAAAGGAAAGAACCAACUUUAUUUCCAACAUAUUUUUUGUUUACGCCAUCAAACUUUUCAAAAAAGGGUUCACAAGGGACUUGGAAGAGAGCGACCUAUACGACGUCCUUUCAAACUACAAAUCAAAAAAACUAGGAGACCAACUCGAACUAGAAUGGGAGAAACAGAAGAAGAGACGGAAAAAUUUAUCGAUAGUUCGCUUGCUUUUAAGUUGCUACGGAAUUCCAUACCUUCUUCUAGGUUUUAUGCAACUGUUCAUCAACGUAGUAGAAAUAAUAGUCCAGCCGUAUGCUUUGGGCAAACUAGUUUUGUAUUUCUCGCCAGACCAAACCGAACUCACUAAAACAGACGCCUAUUACUAUGCUGGAAUAGUCAUUGGUUUAAAUUUCUUCCAACGGGUGUAUAAACACAACUAUUACCUUCUACUAGCCGGUUUUGGUAUCAAAACUCGGGCCGCUUUCUGCUCCUUUAUGUACAGAAAAGCCCUAAAACUGAGUCCUGCACACAUGGAGGAUAUCUCAAUCGGGAAAAUUGUCACUCUGAUAACCAAAGAUGUUGACACUUUUGAACUCUUCAUCGAUUUCGGAAACGACAUUUGGAUCGGAAUCGUCAAAACGAUUGUGGUUAGUGUGAUUUUCUACAUCAGGAUUGGAUGGUCGGCUUUCUCCGGUGUCGGGUUUUUCCUCCUAGUCUUGCCUUUACAAGUAUGGCUCGGCUCAAAAAUCACUGCCAUGAAGAUGAAUAUGUGUAAAAAAACCGACGAAAGGCUACAAAUGACACAAGAAACUCUAUCAGCAAUUAGGAUUAUCAAAAUGUACACUUGGGAAAAGAUUUUUGACCGCAAAAUUUCCCAAGCUAGAAAGAAAGAAGUCUACACGACUUACAAGAUCUUUUUUGUAAGAUUUUUGAUCAUAGUGAUUGGGAGUUUGAACUCCCACAUAGCUUUUUAUUUAAUUCUGAUGACUUAUAUCUGGUGUGGUCAUGCCAUAACUGCAGAAAUAGUCUAUUUUAUCAUGGGGACGUUUCAAAAUUUGUCCUAUGGCUUGGCUAUCCUUUUCCCGAUUGGUGUGUACCAAACCGCUGAACUUAAAUCAUCAAUCAAGAGGAUUGGUCAAAUAAUGAAAGCAGCAGAAAUUCAAUCAGAUAAAAUACCCAACACUGAAAUCACAAUUUUGCCCAAAAUUAACAUGAAGAAUGUGACUGUGUCAAUACGUGAUGCUAAAAUUCUUCAAAACAUUACUCUGAAUGUUGAAAAAGGAUUAUCUCUGCUGACUGGUCCUGUAGGAAGUGGCAAAUCAUUCCUUCUGAAGACCAUACUGCAAGACUACCAACCUGAAGAAGGAAAUUUGAUGGUUCAAGGGACCGUGUCUUAUGCCUCUCAAGAACCAUGGCUUUUCCCCUCUUCUAUCAAACAAAACAUUUUAUUUGGCCAAAAAUACAACGAAAAACGCUACAACGAAGUACUGAAAGUUUGUGCUUUAAUCUACGAUUUCGAAUUACUCGAAGCCGGUGAUGACACCAUCGUCGAAGAUCGUGGAAUAAAUCUGAGUAAAGGACAACAAGCUCGCAUUAACCUAGCCCGAGCUGUUUACAAAGAAAGCGAUAUUUACCUCCUCGACGACUCUUUGGCCGCUUUGGACGCCCAUGUAAGCUCUUUCAUCUUCAAAGAGUGCAUUUUGGGGUUCCUCAAAGACAAAUUAGUGCUUUUGGUCAGUCACAACGUCGACUAUGUCAAAGACAGCGAUGCUGUCAUUGUUAUGAAAAACGGACAAAUCAAACAAAGUGGAAAACCAUCCGAUCUUAACACCAACGAACUGUUGGAAACCGUCGAAGAAAAAACGGAAAACGAAGUGUGUGAUGACGAAACGGCUGAAGAAGAAGCAGCAACUGAAGAAACCAAACUAAUCACUGAAGCACCUGUUCAAAGAAAAGUUUACCAAGAACAAAAGCAAUCUGGUGCUGUCAAAACCGCUGUCUACAACAAGUAUAUCAAAUAUGGUGGUGGUUACUUCGUUUUGUUUCUCGUUUUUUGUAUUUUUGUGUCGGCACAGGUUACCAUGAGCUAUACUGACAAGUUAGUGAGUGACUGGGUCAAUUUGGAACAAAAAAUUUCCAAUUUUACUAUCCAAAAUGCCACCAAUGCAACCGAACAAGUGGAACUCUACAAUAAGAAGAAUUAUAUUUUCUAUAUGUACACAUUUAUGACCAUAGCUACUGGGGUUACUAGUUUGAGUCGAGCAAUUGGACUUUUGUGGUUUUCACGAAGUGCAGCCCUAAAGCUGCAUAAAAAUAUGAUUUCGACUAUUAUCAAUGCCUCAAUGCAGUUCUUCGAUACGAAUUUCAUUGGAAAUAUCUUAAACCGAUUUUCGAAAGAUUUGAUCACCGUCGACGAAUCUAUUCUAUUCGCAUUUUACCACGUCUUCAGAGUCCUUUUGGUCAUAAUUGGGAUUGUAGCAUUGAUAGCAGGUGUUAACCCCAUGUUUUUGAUCCCCACUGCCAUCUUUCUUCUGAUAUUACUAGUAUUGAGAAGAUUUUGUCUUCGAACUUCGAGGAGUCUUAAACGAUUGGAUGCUUUAACUCGAAGUCCAGUUGUUGGUCAUUUAAACGCUUCCCUUGAAGGUUUGACCACAAUCCGAGCUUUCCAAGCUGAAGAAAUUCUCAGAGAUGAGUUUGACCGUCACCAGGAUCUCUACACUUCUGCUUCUUAUAUUCUCCAAAGCAGUAUGAGGGCGUUUGCAUUCACAAUGGACACUUUGUGCAGUUUCUACAUUUCGUUUAUUGUUGUCAAAUUUUUAUUUACCGAUGAUGAUGUUUUGGCCGGUCAUGUUGGUCUCGCCAUAUCGCAAGCUUUUAACCUCACUGGGACUCUGCAAUGGGGAAUUCGUCAAUGGGCCGAAAUGGAAAACAGAAUGACUUCAGUGGAAAGAGUCUUGGAGUAUACUGCAAUUAAACAAGAAAACAAACAAGGCCUAGAAUUGGAUAAUUGGCCAAGUGUGGGAAUGGUCAAAUAUGAGAAUGUCUGUUUGACUUAUACGAAUUCAAACGAGCAAGUCUUGAAAAAUAUCAACUUCACGGUGAAUCCCAAAGAGAAGAUUGGGAUUGUUGGGAGAACCGGGGCUGGAAAAUCGUCGAUUAUUUCCACUUUAUUCCGCUUAUACGAAGUCGAGGGGAAAAUUCUGAUCGAUGGUGUGGACACUAAAACCGUCUCCCUUGACUGCCUCAGAGCCAACAUUUCCAUCAUCCCUCAAGACCCCGUUCUUUUCACGGGAACAAUCCGGGAGAACAUAGACCCUAUCCAGAGAUACAACGACGAGGAAAUCUGGAAAGCGAUCGAAACGGCCCAUUUGAAGAAGCUCAUCCCAAGUCUAGACUUUGAGAUCGUUGAAGGAGGCUCGAAUUUCAGUAUAGGACAAAGACAGUUGAUUUGUCUCGCCAGAGCUGUCAUCCAGAAGAACAAAAUCAUCGUCAUGGACGAAGCCACGGCUAAUAUGGAUCCAGAAACGGACGCGUUGAUCCACAAAACCAUGGAGGAGAGUUUCAAAGAGUGUACGGUUUUCACAAUCGCUCACAAGUUGCAGUCGAUUUUGCGAAGUGACAAAGUUAUGGUUAUGGACAAAGGCGAAAUUGUUGAGUUUGACGAACCGACGAAUUUGUUGGAGAAUAAAGAUGGCAUCUUUUACAAAAUGGUGGAAAAAGCAGGAUUACUGCCACAGAAGUAACAAAUAAUAAAAAGUGUGUAGCAAAUUGUUGUUUUAUUCCAAAAAUAUCCACAAUAAAAGUGACACUUUUGUUGUAGAAAACUGAUUAUAAAUGCAUUUUUGUAUUAGAAAUAAAUAAAAAAGAUAAACAUG
Messenger RNA from Tribolium madens (black flour beetle), 3945 nucleotides. Its product is annotated as ATP-binding cassette sub-family C member 4-like. Gene Ontology annotation, molecular function: ATP hydrolysis activity; ABC-type transporter activity; ATP binding. The record is from RefSeq and is a predicted model, not a curated record. The transcript is spliced from 9 exons. Lineage: Eukaryota; Metazoa; Arthropoda; Insecta; Coleoptera; Tenebrionidae. Gene Ontology annotation, cellular component: membrane. Gene Ontology annotation, biological process: transmembrane transport. Bases 58 to 3813 code for a protein of 1251 amino acids.